Molecule: messenger RNA, 2685 nt
Organism: Poecile atricapillus (Black-capped chickadee)
Lineage: Eukaryota; Metazoa; Chordata; Aves; Passeriformes; Paridae
Product: keratin-associated protein 16-1-like
Exons: 3
Coding region: 1-2685 (894 amino acids)
Source: RefSeq, a predicted model, not a curated record
AUGCGUCGCCCCACGGGCUGCCCGCUGAGCCAGAUCUGCAUCCCCCCUCCCGCCGUCCUGGCGCGAAGCUUCCCCGUGGGAUCCAGCCUGGAUUCCUGCGGCACCGGCAGAAGCUUCCAGCGCCUCCCUCGCCGCGGGAUCCCCUGCUGCUACCCCGGCACCACCACCUAUGUCAGUCUGGGCGGUCUGGCCGCGGCCCAGGCGGCCGGCUGUGCCAAUCCCUGCGGCCUGGUGGCCACCACGUGUGUCCCACCGUGCUGCCAGGGCCUGUCCGGGGUCACCAGGACCUGCGGGAACCCCUCCUGCUGCUGCUGCUGCUGCCGGGUGACCGAGUACAGCAGCACCAGCCGGGAUUGCUGCCAGGAGCUGGCCAAGAGCUCCACAGCCACGUGCCAGGAUCCGUGUUGUCAGGAGGUCUCCACGUGUCAGGAUCCGUGUUGUAAGGAGGUCACCAAGUGUGUCACCACCUGUCAGGAUCCAUGUUGUCAGGAGGUCUCCAAGUGUGCCACCACGUGCCAGGAUCCGUGUUGUCAGGAGGUGACCAAGUGUGUCACCACGUGUCAGGAUCCAUGCUGUAAGGAGGUCACCACAUGCACCAGGACAUGCCAAGAUCCGUGUUGCCAGGAGGUCACCAAGUGCACUAGGACAUGUGUGGAUCCCUGCUGUCAGGAGGUCACCAAGUGUGUCACCACGUGCCAGGAUCCGUGUUGCCAGGAGGUCACCAAGUGUGUCACCACGUGUCAGGAUCCGUGUUGCCAGGAGGUCACCAAGUGCACCAGGACAUGUCAGGAUCCCUGCUGCCAGGAGGUCUCCAAGUGUGUCGCCACCUGUCAGGAUCCAUGUCGUAAGGAGGUCACCACAUGCACCAGGACAUGCCAAGAUCCAUGUUGCAAGGAGGUCACCAAGUGUGUCACCACGUGCCAAGAUCCAUGUUGCAAGGAGGUCACCAAGUGCACCAGGACAUGUGUGGAUCCCUGUUGUAAGGAGGUCACCACGUGUGUCACCACAUGCCAAGAUCCGUGUUGCCAGGAGGUCACCAAGUGUGUCACCACAUGCCAGGAUCCUUGUUGCAAGGAGGUCACCACUUGUCAAGAGGUCACCAAGCGUGUCACCACGUGCCAGGAUCCCUGCUGUCAGGAGGUCACCAAGUGUGUCACCACGUGCCAAGAUCCCUGUUGUCAGGAGGUCACCAAGUGUGUCACCACGUGCCAAGAUCCGUGUUGUAAGGAGGUCACCAAAUGCACCAGGACAUGUGUGGACCCCUGCCGUCAGGAGGUCACCAAGUGUGUCACCACGUGUCAAGAUCCCUGUUGUAAGGAAGUGACCACGUGCACCACCACGUGUGUGGACCCCUGCUGCCAGGAGGUCACCAAGCGUGUCACCACCUGUGUGGAUCCGUGUUGUAAGGAGGUCACCAAGCGUGUCACCACCUGUGUGGACCCCUGCUGCCAGGAGGUCACCAAGCGUGUCACCACCUGUGUGGACCCCUGCUGCCAGGAGGUCACCAAGUAUCGUGUCACCACCUGUGUGGACCCGUGUUGUCAGGAGGUCACCAAGUGCAGAACCAGGUGUGUGGAUCCGUGUUGUCAGGAGGUCACCAAGUGCGUCACCACCUGCCAGGAUCCCUGCUGUGCCACCAGGUGUGUCACCAGGUGUGUGGACCCAUGUUGCAAGGAGGUCACCAAGUGUGUCACCACCUGCCAGGAUCCCUGUUGUGCCACCAGGUGUGCCACCAGGUGUGUCGAUCCCUGCUGCCAGGAGGUCACCAAGUGUGUCACCACGUGUGUGGAUCCCUGCUGCCAGGAGGUCACCAAGUAUGCCACCAGGUGUGUGGAACCAUGUUGCAAGGAGGUCACCAAGUGCACCACGACAUGCCAGGAUCCCUGUUGUGCCACCAGGUGUGUCACCAGAUGUGUGGACCCAUGUUGCAAGGAGGUCACCAAGUGUGUCACCACGUGCCAGGAUCCCUGUUGUGCCACCAGGUGUGCCACCAGGUGUGUCGAUCCCUGCUGCCAGGAGGUCACCAAGUGCACCACGACAUGCCAGGAUCCGUGCUGUGCCACCAGAUGUGUCACCACAUGCCAGGAUCCCUGUUGUGCCACCAGCUGUGUCAAUCCCUGCUGCCAGGGAGCGACCACCUGCUGCCAGGAUGUCACCAGAUGUGCCACCACGUGCCAAGACCCCUGCUGUGCCACCAGGUGUGCCACCACGUGCCAAGACCCCUGCUGCCAAGGAGUGACCACCUGUCCCACCCCAUGCCAAGACCCCUGCUGCCAGGGAGUGACCACGUGCUGCCAGGGAGUGACCACGUGCUGCCAGGACGUCACCAGAUGUGCCACCACGUGCCAAGAUCCCUGCUGUGCCACCAGGUGUGCCACCACGUGCCAAGACCCCUGCUGUGCCACCAGGUGUGUCACCACGUGCCAAGACCCCUGCUGCCAAGGAGUGACCACGUGCUGCCAGGAUGUCACCAGAUGUGCCACCACGUGCCAAGACCCCUGCUGUGCCACCAGGUGUGCCACCACGUGCCAAGACCCCUGCUGUGCCACCCCUCAGGGCCGCGGGGGCGUCCAGGUUGUCACCAGGUGCUCCGACUCCUGCUCCACCACCUGCGUCACCCAGACCUGCCCUGUCUGCGGCCAGCGCUGCCCCGUCUCCUGCUGCCCGAAAUUCCGGGCUCCCUGA